This is a messenger RNA of Medioppia subpectinata, 898 nucleotides long. The record is from the annotation of a GenBank genome assembly. Lineage: Eukaryota; Metazoa; Arthropoda; Arachnida; Sarcoptiformes; Oppiidae.
UCUCGCAAAUGAGUUACAAAUGAGAAGUGAAAACGGUUUGAGUCUUAAUAUAUAAUGUAAUUAGUGUUGUGUUUUGCGUAUCGUGUAUCAGGUCUACGACCCCGAAGAGCAACGAACUCUGGCCAUCAAAAUCGUGGACCUGAGCCGAGCGGACGAGCAGACAGUGUGCGGCUAUAAGAAUGAGAUCACUUUACUGGACAAACUCGGGUCAUGCAAACGAGUGGUGCGAAUGUACGCACACGAGUACCAGAACAACGGCCAACAGUUGCUUGUGGUGAUGGAAAAGGGCGACUCCGACCUCAACAAUGUGCUCAAGUCGUUCAUGGAGUCCGAAGAGAAGCGUUCACUCGAUCCGCAUUUGGUUCGCUUCUAUUGGCAACAAAUGCUCAAAUCGGUGGACGAAAUACACGCCAAGGGUGUCGUCCACUCCGACCUAAAGCCCGUCAACUUUAUACUAGUGGCCGGAAAGUUGAAGCUAAUCGACUUCGGCAUUGCCAACGCUAUUCAAGCCAAUAAUACGUCCGUUUUUAAGGAGUCACAGAUUGGUACGAUCAACUAUAUGGCGCCCGAAGCCCUCCAGAACCGGUCGGACAUCAGGGGUAAAACAGUGAUCAAAUACAACUGCAAAGCCGAUGUGUGGAGUCUGGGCUGUAUUCUGUAUACACUGGUCUACGGGCGGACGCCAUUCCAUCACCUGAACCAUCUGUUCCAGAAGGCCAGCGCUAUACUCGACCCAAACCAUCAGAUUAAUUAUCCCCCGAUCGAUGACCAUUUGCUGCUCGACUGUAUACAGGUUUGUGAUACCAUUUGUCUGUUUACCGACUCAAUGACCACUACUCGCUCAGUACUGGCGCUCCUGGUAUUGACUAAUAUAUUUCUCUCUGCGCCCGGAAUCUAA